UGUGAAGAAAGGAAUAAUUGAUAGGAAAACUGGCCUUCGCCUGUUGCAGGCCCAGGAGUCUGCUGGGGGGAUUUUGGAUCCAAAUUUGAGUGUGUUCUUACCCAAGGACAUGGCUAUAAAUCUCAAUCUUUUGGAUUUUGAGUUUUUUAAGGCACUGAAUCAAAGUACAGAUUGUUACCUUGACCCAGAUACAGAGUGUGAUGUCAGCUAUGAGAUUUUAAAGAAAAAAUGCAAAACUGACUUCAACACUGGUUUGAUAGUAUUGCCCAUUAUUGAAAGAAGAGAUCCUUCCAAUCUGAUGUUUGAUGGUGUCCGCAAGUCUGUCUCAGCGAAGCAGUUGUUCAAGUGUGGAGUGCUUGAUAAGUCUACGUUCAACCAGUUAGUGAAAGGGGAGAAGACAGUAUCUGAAGUGUCUGCUGAAAAGGUUGGCUAUCUGAAGGGAAUUGGGCAGAUUGCAGGGGUUCAAGCUAGGGAUCAGGGAAAAAUGUCCUUGUCAGAAGCCAAAAAACAAGGCCGCUUGUCCGCAGAGACAACAGAUUUGCUCCUAGAAGCCCAGGCUGCCACAGGAUAUAUAAUUGAUGCCAAUACCCAUGAGAAACUGACAGUAGAGGAGGCUUGUGCCAGAGGAGUAGUUGAUAUAAAGGACAGGGAAAAAUUAUUGACUGCAGAGGGCGCUGCCAUUGGCUAUAAAGAUCCAAGUUCGACUGAGCCUUUGUCUCUCUAUGAGGCAAUGAAAAGGGGACUAAUUAAUUGGAAAACUGGUUUACGUUUCCUGCAGGCACAAGAGUGUGUUGGAGGCAUACUUGACCCAAGUCUUAGUGUAUUCUUUCCCAAAGACACAGCAAUCAGAAGGAAUUUGUUAGAUGAAGACCUCCUCAAUUGUCUAAAUCAGAGUCCUGCGUACUACCUCAAUCCUGAACCUGACCUUCAGAUAAAUUACAAGAGUUUGAAACAAAGAUGCUUGACAGAGUCUCACACUGGUCUGCAACUUUUGCCAAUUUCUGAAAAAUUGGAUCCCUCUAAGUUGAUUUUUGACGGCAUCCGCAAGACAGUGACAGCACAACAAAUGUUUGAAUGUGGCAUUUUGGACAAAACGACAUUAAAUCAACUAAUCAUGGGAGAGAAAACAGUGCCAGAAGUUUCUAUUGAUAAGCAAGUUUUCCUUAAAGGGGCUGGUUUAAUUGCUGUUGUUACAGCUGGAUCUUUAAAAAAAAUGUCCUUUACUCAGGCCAAGAAACAGGGUAUCAUGUCCCCUAACUGUGCUGACUUGUUACUUGAAGCUCAGGCAGCCACAGGACACAUUAUAAAUCCACAGACCAAUCAGAAAUUGACCAUUAAGGAAGCAUGUGCCAGAGGUGUAGUCAGUAAGGAAGAUGAAUCAAAGUUGUUUGCCGCUGAAGCUGCUGCCGUAGGUUAUAUAGACCCAAAUACAUCCCUGCUUUUGUCAGCUGGCCAGGCCAUGAAAAAGGGACUGAUUGACAAGGAUACUGCUCUUCGCAUACUUCAAGCUCAAGAGUCUGCAGGAGGUAUUUUGGACCCUAACCUCAGUGUAUACCUACCUAGAGACAUUGCUAUGGAUCGCUGUCCGACCCGGCCGAAGCGUCCCGACAAGCUCCUCAGUUAGAACCCUGAAUGCUAUCUUAAUCCAAAUACCCAACUGUCAAUUAGCUAUCUGUCCCUGAAGAAAAAAUGCAGUACAGACAUAAGCACAGGUCUUUUACUUCUCCCAGAACCUAAAACAC
Messenger RNA from Syngnathoides biaculeatus (alligator pipefish), 1742 nucleotides. RefSeq names its product desmoplakin b (gene dspb). The transcript has a single exon. Bases 110 to 1624 code for a protein of 504 amino acids. Gene Ontology annotation, cellular component: intermediate filament; cytoplasm; cytoskeleton. The record is from RefSeq and is a predicted model, not a curated record. Gene Ontology annotation, molecular function: structural molecule activity. NCBI's taxonomy places the organism in Eukaryota, Metazoa, Chordata, Actinopteri, Syngnathiformes, Syngnathidae. Gene Ontology annotation, biological process: skin development; intermediate filament cytoskeleton organization; wound healing.